Molecule: messenger RNA, 1891 nt
Organism: Melanotaenia boesemani (Boeseman's rainbowfish)
Lineage: Eukaryota; Metazoa; Chordata; Actinopteri; Atheriniformes; Melanotaeniidae
Gene: ddo
Product: D-aspartate oxidase
Exons: 5
Coding region: 151-1167 (338 amino acids)
Molecular function (GO): D-amino-acid oxidase activity; FAD binding
Source: RefSeq, a predicted model, not a curated record
GUGCUGCGUUCACGGCCCCGCGAGUAAGUAAAAACUCCUGCGAUCAGAGCAAUGCGCUCUCUCGAUUAAGAAAUGCGCUGCUGAAUUGAUAAAUACGCUCACCAGGGUAUUUGGUACGCUCAUCAAGUUCGAGACCCAGGGCUGCACAAGAUGAAGACUGUCCGGGUUGUGGUUGUGGGAGCUGGUGUGGUUGGGUUGUCUACCGCUGUUUGCAUCGCAGAGACCCUUCCUUUCUGUUCUGUCACUCUGGUGGCUGACAAGUUCAGUCCGGACACCACCAGUGAUGGAGCUGCAGGGAUCUUGUUCGCUGCAGAAUUUCCAAAUAUUCCCCUGGAAAGACAAAGACGCUGGUUCAAGGACAGUUUUGAUCAUCUUUUGGCCAUUGCUCAAUCUCAGGAAUCACCAGAAGCUGGAGUAAUGCUGAGUUCUGGCUGGCAGAUUUUUAAGGAGGUUCCAGCUAAUCAGACUCCCUUCUGGUCAGACUUGGUGAUUGGCUUUCGAGUCAUGACUGAUGGUGAAUUGAGACGUUUCCCAGAUCACAAAUUUGGCCAGGCGUUCACUACUAUUAAAUGUGAAUGCUCCAGUUACCUCCCAUGGCUUGAGAAGAGGUUCAGAAAAGCUGGAGGCCAGGUGGAACAGAAGAAAGUCAACAGUCUGCAGGAAUUAAGUACCACUUUUGACCUCAUUGUCAACUGCUCUGGUCUGGGCUCUAAAAUAUUGGUGGGUGACUCCCAAGUGUACCCAGUUAGAGGUCAGGUACUCAAAGUGGAGGCACCCUGGUUGCAGCACUUUAUCAGAGACGGCGAUGGGAAGACGUACAUCUACCCCGGUAUACACAGCGUCACUGUCGGCGGGACGAGACAGGAGGGAGACUGGAGGCUGCAGGUGGACCGAGGAGACAGUAAAGGCAUCCUGGAGCGCUGCAGCAGGCUGGAGCCGUCGCUGAGCAAAGCCAAAGUUCUCAGCGAGUGGGUCGGUCUGAGGCCGAGCAGGAGGAACCCGAGGGUGGAGAAGGAGCUGGUGCAGCUGCAGGGCCGUCAAGUGCCUGUGGUCCACAACUACGGCCACGGAGGCUGGGGAAUCACCCUCGCCUGGGGUACCGCCGUGGAUUCCCUGGGGCUGGUCAGGCAGUGUCUUCAGAAAACACCUCUACAAGCUAAACUAUGAAAAUAUUCAGACUGAAGCCUGAUUUUACUCCCGACCAUCAGCACUUACAUUACAUACCACAACACAGUUGUAACAUAUUAACUUACUGCAAUUAUUUAUUAACAGAUAUCAUAAACACAGCUGUUAAAGAUAUCUAUUUCUACUGAAAAAACAAAAUAAUUUAACUAAAGAAAAGAAAUAUUUAAUAAUUUAAGACAAAAACAGAUUAACCACCUGGUUUGUAUUUUUACAAUGAUGUAUAAAAGGAACUUUAUUAAUUAAAUUUAUUAAAAAUACACAAUUUACUUUAAAGAAAUCUGAUUCUACUUGCAAACUCAGCUGUGCUUUAUAUGGAUCAUUUUAAUUCUAAUAAUAUCUGUUAAUUUAGUUCUUUUUGAUGGAGACAUUUUGACAUUUUCCCAACAUCUGCAAUGACCCUAAAGUUAAAACUCAGCUUAUAUUGAACAGUGAAAAUGUUAAGCCAUUGUAAAUCCAGCAAUGAGUCCGUUAACAGUGAGCGUUUUGCUUUGAUUCAAUAAGAAGUCGCUGCUGCAGCUUGUGCAACUGUUGGACUCUGGUCAGGUUUACUGCAGUCACUUUCCUCAACAGACUAGAUCCAGCUGAACAGCGAGCACUCAAACGUUUACCAUGCUGUUGGAAAAUAGGCUGUACAUUAACUAGAUUUAACUGUGUUCAUGUUUUUACCUCAGUUGAAAUGUUAUUUACAAAAAACUACAAUAUUUCU